CCGCUCUGUGGCUGGAAGGCGCCGUUUGGGAGUCGCGUGGGUGUGGGUGUGGCUAGUGACGUCACGAUGAAGACGUCACGGGCGACUUUGUGGUUCGAGACCGUCCAGCUGUCAGCGCCUCCUUCCUGCUGGCCUGCAUUCGCUUGUCUGGGGGGGGAGGGCGCAUCGCAUCGCGUCACCUGGACGUCGUUUGGCUCGCGUGCACCAUAAAGGCUCUCGAGCUCACUCACGAAGCUCUGAAAAGCAUCGCAAAUUCCCAUCACAAUCGCACCACGUCACUUCAACCAACUCCAGACCAUCAUCACCUGCACACUAUUACCACCUUUUCCCAUAUAAUCAACGCAAGAACACAACAACCGCAGCUAUGGCCGUCACCAACGCCGUCCAGGACCUCUUCAGCAGCAUCUACGAGCUCCUCUCGUCCAUCUUCAACGCCUUCUACCACGUCCUCCAGACCAUCUUCAACACCAUCAUCGGCUUCUUCACCGGCAUCGUCAACCUCAUCUCGGACGUCUUCUCGGGCGCCAUUGACGUCGUUGGCGGACUCGGCAAGUUCUUCUUGAGCAACUUUGUCAUCAUCGGCGUCAUUGCCGCUGGCGGCUACGCGUACGUCCACUACACGUCGCAGGGCAGACAGGUUGCCGCUGGCAAGAAGACGGCUUAAACAGACCGACACCGUAAUCGCAUAUGGCCAUUCAAGGAUAAGGGUAUAUUGUCAGGGGAGGCUGCCGCGUGAAUGGGCUGGCUGUAUAGCCUUCGGCAGCGCUGAGAGAUGCACACCGAGUGAAGGAGCUAGGAAUCGGUUGACAUCGCGACACUGGGUUUCACUAGGAUGAUACCACACUACUGCUAGUUUUCUUAAUUGUUUACGAGCGUCAAUGCCGCUUCGAGCUGCGCUCUACUCCCAUCGCAUUCCUGUGACGAGCGAUGCCUUGUCCCUUUGGUAAUCAGUUCACCUCUACCGUGUAAGCCACUUAGUGGAGCGCACCAAGGGCCAACCCGGCGUCGCCGCUCCACUUCCAACGCACAAUGCUUGAUAAUUGGCAACUUUUUGGCUCUAAGCAACCACAUCCGAUAUGGUGUAGUGGCCAACAUGAUGCCCUCUCAUCUCGAUGAGAGGUUAGGCAUAGCCCCGAGUUCGAUUCUCGGUUUCGGAA
Colletotrichum navitas is the source of this 1157-nucleotide messenger RNA. RefSeq lists its product as uncharacterized. Bases 365 to 664 code for a protein of 99 amino acids. The transcript has 2 exons. The record is from RefSeq and is a predicted model, not a curated record. Lineage: Eukaryota; Fungi; Ascomycota; Sordariomycetes; Glomerellales; Glomerellaceae.